Homalodisca vitripennis (glassy-winged sharpshooter) is the source of this 585-nucleotide messenger RNA. RefSeq names its product trafficking protein particle complex subunit 2 (gene Trs20). The record is from RefSeq and is a predicted model, not a curated record. NCBI's taxonomy places the organism in Eukaryota, Metazoa, Arthropoda, Insecta, Hemiptera, Cicadellidae. The transcript is spliced from 3 exons. Gene Ontology annotation, cellular component: cytoplasm; TRAPP complex; nucleus. Gene Ontology annotation, biological process: endoplasmic reticulum to Golgi vesicle-mediated transport. The annotation marks the transcript as partial.
UUAUAUUAUCAUUGAUGAUAUUGGCUGUGAAUUUUGUUAGUAGGCCUAUAUAAGGGUUAUGUUAUUUAAUUUGUUUGUUGGGAUAUACAAAUUUACUUUUCUGUUAUGACUAGUUUUUAGUUACUUGAUACAGAAUUCUUAGUUUCAUUCCAAAACGCGACUGCUAAUCUAAACUGUUAGAGAAUUACCAGUCAUAAUUGUAUUGUAUUAUUCUUUAGGGUUAUGUUAUUAGUGAGAAGAGAAUAGGUUCAUAAAAUGACAGGAACGUAUUAUUUUGUUAUUGUUGGCCAUGGAGAUAAUCCUGUUUUUGAGACCGAAUUUUCACCUCCUAGCAAAGAUGCCAAGAAGGAAGAUUACCGCCACUUGAACCAGUUUGUGGCACAUGCUGCCUUGGAUUUAGUAGAUGAACAUAUGUGGAAAAAUAACAAUAUGUACCUGAAGAAUGUGGACAAGUUCAAUCAAUGGUUUGUCUCAGCAUUUGUCACAGCCAGUCACAUGAGAUUUAUAAUGGUCCAUGAUAGUAAAAAUGAGGACGGAAUAAAAAACUUCUUUAUGGAAAUAUAUGAAAUGUAUAUAAAAUACUCA